This is a messenger RNA of Penicillium argentinense, 1692 nucleotides long. Its product is annotated as MFS transporter. Gene Ontology annotation, biological process: transmembrane transport. The coding region runs from base 1 to 1692 and encodes 563 amino acids. The transcript is spliced from 10 exons. Gene Ontology annotation, cellular component: membrane. Gene Ontology annotation, molecular function: transmembrane transporter activity. The record is from RefSeq and is a predicted model, not a curated record. Lineage: Eukaryota; Fungi; Ascomycota; Eurotiomycetes; Eurotiales; Aspergillaceae.
AUGACCGACGAAAAAACCUCCAGCACCAGCGAGCUGGACCUCGCCCGGAGCGAGAAAGAAGACACGGCCUUUGCGCCGAUUACGUGUCCGACGGAAAAUGAAGACCGACGCCAUGAACCGUUCCAGAAGAUGCGUUCCCACGCUUCCAAUCCCAAUUCACACGAGCGCCCGAGUUCCCGGAGAUCCCUGGAGCGCUGCUGGUCGCUGAAUGAUGGAACGAGUAUCGGUGGUGGGCGUGAUGACGAUGAUCGUGCCGAGGGGGGCGUGGCCGUGGCCGAGGAUGGGUUUACGGUUGGUUGGAAUGAUGGGGAUACGUUGAAUCCGAGGAAUAUGAGUAAGGCGCGGAGGUGGAUGAUUACAAUUAUUGUUUCGUUGGGAUCGCUUUGUGUGACUUGUACUUCGUCGAUGUAUACCGUCACGUAUGACCAGUUGAUGAAGGAGUUUAAUUGUUCGAGGGAGGUUGCGACGCUGGGAUUGUCAUUUUUUAUUUGGGGUCUUGGAAUUGGACCUCUCUUCCUCAGUCCAUUGUCAGAGUUCUUCGGCCGGAGAAAAAUAUACCUAGUAUCAUUCUCCCUCUUCCUCAUCUGGCUGAUCCCCUGCGCCGUGGCGAAGAACAUCCAGACCAUGCUCGUGUGCCGCUUCUUCAAUGGCCUUUCUGGAGCAGCUUUCCUCAGUGUCGCGGGCGGGACCGUGGGUGAUAUGUUUGAUCGCCACGAACUUGCUUUUCCGAUGAUGCUCUACACCGCGAGUCCGUUUAUUGGUCCUGAGGUUGGUCCUUUGGUCGGCGGGUUUAUUAAUGACUUUACAAGUUGGCGCUGGACGUUUUAUGUUCUGCUGAUCUGGACGGGUGUCUUGCUCAUUUGUAUGGUCUUCCUCGUGCCGGAGACGUAUCAUCCAGUUCUCCUCCGCCGCAAAGCACAAAACCUCCGCAAAGAAACCGACGACGAGCGUUGGCAAGCCCCAAUCGAGAAACUGCAACUCUCCGUCGCGCAAACAGUCCUCCGAUCCAUGUACCGACCUAUCCUUCUCCUCACACUAGAACCCAUGUGCCUCAACCUCUGCAUAUUCUCCGCCAUCCUGCUAGGAAUCCUCUACCUCUUCUUCGGCGCCUUCCAACUCGUCUUCGAGAAUGUAUACGGCUUCAUCCUCUGGCAACGCGGCCUAUGCUUCCUCGGCCUCUUCGUAGGAAUGGUCAUGGCCAUCCUCUCAGACCCGCUCUGGCGCCGCAACUACAUGCGCCUCGAACGAAACCAUCAACAGGGCGACCACGCUGAAGAGUUCCAGCCCGAAUGGCGUCUGCCUCCAGCAAUCCUGGGCGGACCCCUGGUUACGAUCGGCCUGUUCAUCUUCGCUUGGACGAUCUACUCAGAUGUCCACUGGAUCGCACCCAUCAUUGGCAGCGCCCUCUUCGGUGCAGGGACCAUCCUGGUCUACUCGGGAAUCUUCACAUUCCUCGUCGACGCGUAUCCCACUUACUCGGCCAGUGCCCUCGCCGCCAACUCGUUCAUGCGCUCCAGCUUCGGCGGCAUCUUCCCUCUCUUUGGAAUCCAAAUGUAUAAUAACCUCAACUAUCAUUGGGCGACCUCGUUGCUGGCGUUCCUGACCCUGGCCAUGCUUCCAUUUCCAUACAUCUUCUUUCGGUACGGUAGUCGGAUCCGCAAGCACAGUCGUUUCGCUACGUCGCAGAUGUGA